This is a messenger RNA of Penicillium waksmanii, 2589 nucleotides long. RefSeq lists its product as uncharacterized. Bases 1 to 2589 code for a protein of 862 amino acids. The transcript has 4 exons. NCBI's taxonomy places the organism in Eukaryota, Fungi, Ascomycota, Eurotiomycetes, Eurotiales, Aspergillaceae. The record is from RefSeq and is a predicted model, not a curated record.
AUGGGUGCAACAGACCGUGCCAGCUGGCUAGGACAGAUACAGAGAGACAGGGCCAGGCGCCUUGAAAUGGACGAAGCGGAAACCGACCUUCGCCGCAGAAGGCCUCGUGUGGACCUGCAAGAUGAUGAUAACCUUGAGGAAAACCGUGAGCCACCCCCUGAAGUCAAACCACUGAUCGACAUAUUUCCGGGUGUCUCCGCCGCCCUUCUUACUCGCGUUUUCGAGAGGAAGUUGAAGGCAACUGAACUUAUACGCUUCAAAGAGAAGUCAGUCACCGAGCUAGAUCAGGAGGACAGAGUCUUCAAGAUAACCGAGUCAGGAGGCACAGUUGGCUUCAAGAAGACAGCGACAUCGCUUAAAGACUGGGGCCCUAACCCUCAAAUAUGGACGAGCUACUUCCUUACAUACUCGGCUGUAAUAGGAUAUCUCUUCAGUGAGAAACAUCCAAAGGCAGUUCCCAACCUCCUUAUGUUCAUGAGGCAGAUCCUGGACUUCGCUCAAACUUAUCAGUGGUCAGAAGCUGUACUGCCGCUUGCCCUUAACUUCCAUCAAUAUAUCCUGGAUAAAGGAGAGCUGUCAACCGAGAACAACCUUGUCACAGCCCCAUUUCGUGAGAAAUAUCUCCAAGCCGAUAGGAGCUGCAACACUGCACCACUCAGCCUGAUACCCCAAGGCCAAUCGCCUAGGCCAAAUACUGCUACCCAAUAUCCCGUUUUCAACCCAGAGCUCCCAAAACUACAGCUCUCUCCGUCACCACUGUAUACAAAAGGCUGGGGCAACCUCCUGCGCCACUAUCCAGGCGAUCUCGGGUAUACUAUCACCGGCAUUCUGACCCAUGGCGCCCAGAUCGGCUACAGAGGUAGCAAACAAUCUUGCCAUUCGACAAACCAUCAAAUACAUGAACCUAGCACGAUCUCGGCUAAACUAGCAGAGGACCUCAAUCUUGGUCGUGUAAGACUAGCGUCUAGCCCCUCCUUCGUCUCGCCGCUGGGAUUAGUCCCUAAGCACGAUGGGGGAUAUCGCCGCAUCCAUGAUCUAUCCUGGCCCCCUGGACAGGGUAUUAACCAGGAUAUACCAGAAUCCUGGUCAGCUAUCAAAUAUAUGACAAUCGAUGAUAUCUACAAACAGGUCACACAGGCUGGCCUAGGUUGUAUAAUCAUUAAAAGGGAUAUCAAGGACGCCUUUCGAAUAGUCCCUGUUGCUGAAGAUAACCAGCAUCUCCUUGCCUUCCAGUGGAACAAUUCUACUUACGUCGAAUGCUGUCUCCCCUUUGGCCUUGCUACAGCCCCAUUCCUCUUCAACCUCUUUGCGGAGGCUCUCCAUUGGAUACUGCAAUGCCUCCUUCCUACAUUUUAUAUCAAUCAUUACCUAGACGACUUUAUUGUAAUUACUCAGUCUUCCUCAGUGUCCGACCCUACGGGUUCCUUUGAUAUGGUUUACAACAGAGUCACUGACUACCUAUGUAUCCCUCGCAAUACAAACAAGGACCGACAAGGGACAGAUGUUAUAGUCCUAGGUAUCCAGAUCGACUCUAUUUCAAUGGAGGCUCGCCUGCCACCAGAUAAGUUGUGCCGCGCCACAUUGGACGCCGCAGCUGCCCUGAACGCAGCGACUGCCUUCCCACAUGGGAGGAGCACGCGCCGCCGUAUCUCCUACGAGGUACGUGACGAUUUGGAAUGGUGGAGGGACUCCUUAUCUCUUUUCAACGGCGUACUCCUGAUAGACCCCUGCCGCCGCCCUAUUACCCAUCUCUAUACAGAUGCCUCCAACACAGGCCAGGGGCUCUUCUUCUUCUCAUCUAAGUCUAUAUCAGACUGCUGGCUGGCCCAUUGUCACCAGCUUCAUCCAAGCAAUGCUGCCUCACUGGCCCUUGCUCAAGCCGCACACGCGCACCAAGUCGCACACGCGCACAUCAAUACCACCGAAGUAGACGCUAUCCUCCAAGGAUUCCUACUCUUCAGCCACCAUUGGCUUCAUCAUACUCUCGUUAUCCACACGGAUAGCUCCACAGCCCACACAGGACUAAGUAAAGGCUUUCUUCAUGGUACGCCUAACCUCAAUGCAGGCCACCUAAAACUUCUCUGGAGUGGUCUCAGCGCCAAUACGCGUUCCGUCUACCUCUCUGUUCAACGCAGUUACGAAAAGCACUGCGCGCUCCAGAACUUGCCACCGUGGCCAGUCUCAACACAGUCGUUAACCUCCUGGCUAACUUCACGACUCCUUGGGAAUUCAAACCAAAAGGCCGUCAAGCCUGAUACCGCACUCACCGACCUAGCCGCCCUCCGAGCCUACCAUAUUGACAACUUGCUUGACGAUAAACUCUUCGAUAAUAAACACUUUCGACGUCUUAUAGACGGCGCAAGAAGAUUGAACCCUAUCACAAAGGUCCGGGUUAGAAAACCAAUUUCGCGUGAUACUAUUACGAAGCUUUCCGCAAGCCUUUGUACAUUCCCGUCUCAUCCUGUAGAGAUGACUGCAAACCUCCUGGACGACCUCAACUUUGCAACAGCCUGUCGGGUAGCAUUUGCUGGGUUCCUCCGCCUUGGAGAAUUUACAUAUAAAACAGAAGACCUCGCCCUAUCUUCUUAG